Messenger RNA from Exophiala aquamarina CBS 119918, 1206 nucleotides. RefSeq lists its product as uncharacterized. The record is from RefSeq and is a predicted model, not a curated record. Gene Ontology annotation, molecular function: FAD binding. The transcript is spliced from 4 exons. Lineage: Eukaryota; Fungi; Ascomycota; Eurotiomycetes; Chaetothyriales; Herpotrichiellaceae. The coding region runs from base 1 to 1206 and encodes 401 amino acids.
AUGACCCCAACGUCUUCUAGCCAGGUGGCUGUCGUCGGAGCUGGACCAGCCGGACUCUUACUGGCCCUAAUAUUGGCUCAGAAUGGUCUCACAGUGACAGUCCUAGAAGCAAACGAGAAAGUCGAUGACAGACCGAGAGCACUUCUCUAUGGACCGGCAGCAUCCCAGGUCAUUCGACGUGCGGGAAUCAUCCACAAAGUCUUAGAGCGUGGAUUCUUGGUCAAGAGCAUGGCGUGGAGGAAGCUGGGUGGCGAAAAGAUCACUGAAAUUGAGAACAUCGACACCCUUGACGUUCCUGACCACAUGCUCGCGUAUCCUCUGAACUUGCUUGCCGAGAUUAUCGUCGCGGAACUCGCAGAAUUGCCCAAUGCAUCCAUUCAGUGGUCCCACCGAGUCAUUAAUGUAUCAGAAGACAAUGACAAGGUCUGGGCAGAAGUCGACUACCGAGGUGAGAAACGGAGUAUAGGGGCGGAUUUCCUGGUGGCCUGUGACGGUGCUCAAAGCGGCGUUCGGAAAGCGUUGUUUGGCAGGGAAUUCCCUGGCUAUAGUCUGGGAAAACAAAUGGUGACGACCAAUGUGUACUACGACCUCGAGAAGUACGGCUGGUCUGAUAUCCAGUGGACGAUCCAUCCUGAACACUGGUUCAUCUCAAUGAAGAUCACAAAGGAUGGAUUGUGGCGCGUCGCCUACGGAGAUGAUGCUUCGUUUUCCGAGGACGAGCUCAAGCAGAGACUUCCGGAUAAGUUCCGCAAGAUCCUUCCCGGGAACCCCGAGCCAGAUCAAUACAAGAUCAAGACCAUGGCCUCCUUUCGCAUGCAUCAAAGAUGUGCCCCGAAAAUGAAGGUCGGCAGAGUCUUACUUGGUGGAGAUGCGGCUCACUUGUGCAAUCCCAUGGGUGGUCUAGGGCUUACCGGUGGCAUCGCAGACAUGGGGAGCCUGACUGACUGUCUUCUCGGCAUCUAUUCUGGCCAGGCGGACAUAGACAUACUAGACAAAUACGACGAGAUGCGGCGGAGGAUCUAUCAAGACGUUAUCAAUCCGCUGUCUAUAACGAAUAUGGAGCGAAUGAGCAAGGACGCCGAAUGCGUUCUUGAAAACGACCCUUUUCUUCAGUUCGCCGCUGAAGCUGGUCAAAAUCCCGAGGUUGCUGCACAGAUGUUCAUGGUAUGUGACCUCCGACCUUCGAUUCUUCCGUCUGACAUUUGA